AUGUAUCCAGCUAGUUUGAAGUUAGCAACGCUAUCAUUGAAUGAUUCAAAUGUGGAUGAGACCGCAAAUCACCAGGUCUUAACUCCCUCUGAUACUGAUAUAUGUGACAAUGUCGCCUUACUUUGGAGACAGGAACCUGAACCUGAAGAGCUACAGCUAGACAAAUUAUAUAUUAAGUUAAAGUCAAAAAAUCCGUUAUGGUCCAUUUCGAAGGACUAUUUAAAACAGGUUUUGAAAAAUCAUAACCUUUAUGUUAGUGAUAAGCCAACUCACUUCACAUAUCAUGAGAGAAUUAUAUCAAGUUAUACACCUGGGGCUUCUGAGAAGUUGCCCAGUAAAAUUCAGAUUACUCACAGUGAAAAGGGGAAAGCGUUGUGCACAAAAGUGAAAAUAGCGAAAGGAGAACUAAUCCUCCAUGAGGAAGAGCCAUUGACAUUUAUAGCACCCCUUGAGAAGUAUACCUUGAUGCAACUUUCAAAGGCAUGUGGCACUUGUGGGACUUCGCUCAACCAAAGCUGUCAUUAUUACAUUAUGCAUAAUUUAGAUUGUGAUAAUUGUACAAUAGUAUGGUGUUCGAAGAAAUGUAAGACAAUAGAUACUACCCAUUCCUAUUUGAAACACCCGAUGUCGAAGAACAAAAUCUGCAACUCUCAAAACUGGCUGAAAUUUGAACAAUUCUGUAAGGAAAACACUUGGUACAGUGCGUAUGCUGUUGGCAUGAUAUACGCAAGGCAGAAUUUAUCAGAUCAAGGGGCCAUAAUAGAUGAGCAAUUUAACUCACUUGCUAAGAUAAGUCAAAGGAUCAGGCUUGAAGCUGCUGAGUCAACUAACAUAGGGGGUACUCUUGAUUCAGGCGUCGAUAUCAUAACAACGAUUUCGUCCUCGGCAAUGUGGGAAGAAGGCUUCUACCUACUCUGUGAGGCAUUUCCACAUUUGCAAGAUGACAAUAACUUUGACCUGGAAGCUUUUUUAUGUGACAUUGGUAGGUUUAAUCUUAACCAAAUUAACGGUCAGAUCUACCCACUCUUCAGUCAUAUUAACCACAGCUGUGAACCAAAUACAUAUUUCGAAUUCGACAAACAUGGUAUCAAGGCUUUCGCUAGAAAGGACAUUGCCGCUGGAGAAGAACUUCUUACAACUUAUGUGAAUCCUUUACAUGAUGUUAACUCACGAAGACGUGAACUCUGUGUGAACUGGGGAUUUCUUUGUAACUGUCGCCGCUGUAAAAAAGAGCUUCUGAAGGUUAGCGGAAAACGUACUCAAGAGCAGGAGACAACAUCAGGAACACCAUCGUAUAUGAAACAUAGAAGGAAGUCAUCAAUGAAGGUUUCUAAACCUAGUGUACAGGAACUCUUAGAAAAUGGUAAAGAAUUUGAUCUUGAAGUGCCAUCCCAAACGGGUAUUCAUAGUAGGAGACCAUCUGUCAGGUUUGACAACAAAGUUAUUGCAGCUGUUGAAGAAUGA
Messenger RNA from Eremothecium cymbalariae DBVPG#7215, 1464 nucleotides. It is a transcript of the gene SET5, whose product is annotated as S-adenosylmethionine-dependent methyltransferase. Gene Ontology annotation, molecular function: protein binding. The coding region runs from base 1 to 1464 and encodes 487 amino acids. Lineage: Eukaryota; Fungi; Ascomycota; Saccharomycetes; Saccharomycetales; Saccharomycetaceae. The record is from RefSeq and is a predicted model, not a curated record. The transcript has a single exon.